Molecule: messenger RNA, 1176 nt
Organism: Ostreococcus lucimarinus CCE9901
Lineage: Eukaryota; Viridiplantae; Chlorophyta; Mamiellophyceae; Mamiellales; Bathycoccaceae
Exons: 1
Coding region: 1-1176 (391 amino acids)
Source: RefSeq, a predicted model, not a curated record
AUGACGACGCGACGGACGAGGCGCGCGAACGACGCGCGCGAGGCGACGACGAGCGAGAGCGAGAGCGAGAGCGAGAGCGACGAGAGCGACGAGAGCGACGACGACGCGAGCGCGACGUCCGAGCUCGAACUCGCGGUGGAUGAACUCGGACGAAUCGCGUGCGAAGUGAACCGAUACCUGACGUACGAGACGACGAGCGCGACGACGUUCGCGGGGCGAGACGCGCUCGACGACGACGACGCGAGGCGGUUGACGAAGGAUUGCGAGGCGGCGCACACGGCGAAAAAUGCGAGAGGGAAGAGAAGGACGAGCGGGACGUCGAGUGGGAGGACGUUUUGGGUGAACGCCGAGAGCGAACCGAGGUGCGCGCUCGAGUAUUUAGCGCGAGAGACGUUUCGAAGGGCGACGCGCGAAGCCGCGGCGCGCGCGGAACGAGACGCCGGCGCGCGCGACGAAGACGAGAGAGCGAGGUAUGAUCCCUCGAAAUCGGGCGCCGAGUGGUGGACGCAAGUCAUCGAUGAGGGUGAUGAGAUCGGGUGGCACUGGGACAAAGACUACGCCCUCGAGGGCGCGGGCGUCAACGCGCAUCCGCAACUCGGCACGGUGACGUACUUUUGCGACGGAGGGACGCCGACGGUGGUCGUGAACCGUCCGACGAAGGUGAAUUGUGAUUACGAAAACGGCGACGUCGGGGUGUGCGGUGAUAUCACCGAGUGCGUCGUUUCGUGGCCAAAGUGGGGGAAGCAAAUCACAUUUGACGGACGGUUCUUGCACGGCGCCCCGAGUGAGUUCGCGCGCGGUACGCCGCAGUCGUCUAAGCGCGUGACGUUCCUCGUGAACGUUUGGUUGAAUCAUAAACCCAUCACAGCUCAGCCUUUAAGCCAGGACGAGUUGGCGACGAUGCAGCUCCGAGACGUCGAGCGAGCGCGGAGUUGGGUCGUAACCACCGGGACGCCGCCGAGCGCCGCCGUCGUGGGCAAGCGCGAGCUUCGUGAACGUUCUCGACGCACGUUUGAUUUCAAAUUCAAAUACUCAGGCGCGAAGAGACACUUAGAACUGACAUUACCAUUAGACUUCAGCAAAAAUUCCGACGACUCGAGUUCGUCAGAGGUAUGCGCGGGCGACGAGAGCACACGGGCAGUCUUCUCGCGUGCGGCGCUCGGCGAGCUUCGCUGA